Molecule: messenger RNA, 2365 nt
Organism: Pocillopora verrucosa
Lineage: Eukaryota; Metazoa; Cnidaria; Anthozoa; Scleractinia; Pocilloporidae
Biological process (GO): microtubule-based movement
Cellular component (GO): cytoplasmic dynein complex; cytoplasm
Molecular function (GO): dynein intermediate chain binding
Source: RefSeq, a predicted model, not a curated record
UUGUGACUAGCGCCACACACAUCUUUGUUGUUUAUUAAAACCAAUUGCACUGAGCAAGAUGAAAACUGAAAAUGACCCUUGGAAAUGUCUUUCAUCUUGAACUUGCAUGAGUUUAAUGGUUUAUUGCCUCGGAAAUGGCUUGGAGCUGUUUAAGAAUGCAGCCCGCCGUACUAGAGCGAUAAAUACACUCGUGGUCAGAUAAGCGGAUCCAAGCGCGCCUGUGAUAACAUAUUCAGAAACGACGAAAUCCAAGACAUGAGUCGCGUAUUCUUACUAACCCAAUACACGCCCCACGCAACAGAAAUGUCAUCCGCUUGCAACGAAGAAGAUUCCUCAUCCACGCUGGCCGAGAACAACGACAGUGAAUACUAUGAAGUAGAAGUAUUUAAAUCGCAGGUUGUAACCGUGGCCUCGUGUGGUUUAAAAGAAGACUUGGGAACUGUAGAGAAUAUACGAUAUAAAAGCUGUGGUGAUCCGACUGUUGUUGUGGAAGCUAACAAUGGCGCGACAAGUUCACCCUUACCUGAGGAAACUAAUGGCAAAAAAACUGUUGCUAUUACCAGCAGUACAGAACAUAAAACGAGGCGAUUUAAACGGAUUUCUCUUCCUCAGUGGCUUCUCAAGCCCAGCAGAAAAUCUUCGCAUAACUCAUCUCGAAUACGAAGAAUAACAGGCCCGAGUGGAAAACACAGAAUUUUACGGAUUAACUCGGCACCCAAAACUCUCGGUCCAAGCGGAAACGGUUUUGCCCAUUAUGGCGACGAUGAUAAAUUCCACAUUUUUCACAAGGGCUCAUCGAAAGACAGAGGACAUCAACACAGCUUAUCGGAAUUAAAACCCGUCAAAGAAACGCGAAAAAUUAGAAGGAUUUCACUGCCUGCUCAUGUGUUGGAAGUGGGAUCACCAGCUGUAGAAACUUCCACGCCUCGCACCCCAGAGCCAACUAGACGGAAUAUAUUCGAUGAAUUAGACGAAAAAUUUAUUCAUUCUUUGCGAAUGGACGAUCCACGAGUCGCAAUUAAAACAAGUUCAAAACCAGGGGCCGCUGGCGAGGAAAAGGUUGAUAGUCCAUCCCAUGAAAACAACAAAGUGGCCUCUGUAGAUCACGAAGGGAAAUUGCCAUCGCCUCGUGGAACGCGCGAGGGAUCCGCUCAAUUUAAAAAUGUGCGGAAAGAGAGUUCCGGAUCAGUAAUUUUUAAACCAUCGCGCCCGGUACUUAAAUUGCACAAGUUUCACAACCCGGACAUAUUUUACGUUCCUUUGCCAGAGGAUGAUUCGCAGAACUUGGACGCUUUGCCACAAAAAUUGUGCCGCGCGCGGCUGAUCAAGCCGAAGAACGAAAACUACAUGAUACAAGAAUGUGUUCGGGAGGAAUUACAAGCGUUUCUACACGACAAGCAGUUUUGUAGUCGAUCUUGCCAACAAUGGUGUCUGGAACUGAGCCAAAACAUUAAAACCUGCGUUCACAAAAUGAAGGAUUGCGAAAGUAAGAUCGCUUGUGUGGUUUACAUUGGCGCGCUUCGUGAACACGGUAUCCACGCGGCCACUCAGUGUAUAUGGGUACCGAAUGAAGACAAUUUUAUAACAGUGAAAUUCAAAAAUAGUUCAAUGAUGGCUAUAGCAUCGGUUCUAGCGAUCAAAUAUGAAUAAAUUCCUCUUUCAGCGAUACCCAGUCGUUGACAAGACUGUCCGGCGCUUAUUACUUAGCGUUAAGCUUCAAACAAGCGAAGUGCUAAAUAAAGAAAUCUGUUAUUCCUAUCAUAUGGUAUUCGUGGAGUCCAUUCAAAUCAAAUGAUCGUUACCACAAACUCAGAAAGCCUUAAUUAGAGUGCUAACGAGCUAUUUAGAGUGCAGUUAAGUUGAAAUGUUGCAACAUUUACAGAUCACAAGAUGUUAUCCUGACACGGGUUUCUUUUACAAAUGUUUCAAGUGGUAUUAGUUACCAUAAUUGUUUGACACGGAUCGAUUUCAAGACCUUUACCAUUUCAGCAGACGACAUUCUCAAAAUACUUUCUAACCUGUGUCGAGAUAAAAUCAGUUUUCCGGAGCUGAAAAAGGUAUGUUUCUCGGGCGUGAUUAGAGAAGUAUUUUCCACUGAUAAGAGACCAAUGACCUUAACAUUUUUUAGCAUAGAUUCUCAAUGAAAGUAUCAUAUAAACUUUUGUUCCAAGGCCCUUGCAAAUUGAAAAUACGCAACCAGAUUCGUUAACGCUGAAUAAUCCCACUCCGUGUUCCCCCUAUCGCUUAACUGACUGGGCUGGCUAUGAGCACGUAAUCAUCCAAUAAAAUUACGAGAAACUGAAUUUCGGCUUGGUUAAAUGCUUCAGAAAAAAUGAAUACAUCAAUAAAUAAAUGAAUGAAUAAA